This is a messenger RNA of Zymoseptoria tritici IPO323, 1151 nucleotides long. RefSeq lists its product as uncharacterized. The record is from RefSeq and is a predicted model, not a curated record. Bases 71 to 1018 code for a protein of 315 amino acids. NCBI's taxonomy places the organism in Eukaryota, Fungi, Ascomycota, Dothideomycetes, Mycosphaerellales, Mycosphaerellaceae. The transcript has 11 exons.
CAGAAUAUUAAUUACCCAUACUCCAAAGCUUCUCACGCCUCAGAUCAAUCAGCCGCAAUCAGCCGCAAUCAUGUCCAGCUACGACAAUGACAACGACAACUCUGGCUCCAGGUCCGGAGGCAGCUAUGGCGACAAUGACAACUCCCGAUCCGGCGGUUUCGGCGACGACAACAACCGCGGCGGCAAUGACGACUCCUAUGGCAGCUCCGGCCGCACUGGAGGAGAUGACAGCUAUGGCAGCAGUGGCCGCACCGGCGGACUGAGCUCUUCCAACGACAACGAUGAUUCAUAUGGUAGCUCUGGCCGUACUGGAGGCGACCUCAGCUCUUCCAACGAUAACAACUCAUACGGAAGCAGCGGACGUACCGGAGGAGGCCUCAGCUCUUCCAAUGACAACGACUCAUACGGUUCCAGCGGGCGCACUGGCGGGGGUCUCUCCUCGUCCGAUGACAACGAUUCGUACGGCAGCUCUGGCCGCACCGGCAAUCUGAGCUCUUCAAACGACAACGACUCAUAUGGCAGCUCCGGCCGCACUGGCGGCGGACUGUCUUCUUCUAACGACAACGACUCAUAUGGCAGCUCCGGCCGCACUGGCAGCGGACUGUCUUCUUCCAACGACAACGACUCAUAUGGCAGCUCCGGCCGCACUGGCGGCGGACUGUCUUCUUCCAACGACAACGACUCAUAUGGCAGCUCCGGCCGCACUGGCGGCGGACUGUCUUCUUCCAACGACAACGACUCGUACGGCUCCCGCGGCCACACUGGCGCCAUCUCCUCUUCCAAUGACGACUCCUACGGCAGUGGAAACACCGGGUCUUCUGGAUUCGGCGGUAGCAGCGGCCGAAACGAUAACGAUUCCUACGGCUCCAGCAACCGCGACGAUAACAACAGCAGUGGCAAAGACUCGACUGCGGGCAAGUUGCUGGAGAAAGCUGGUUCCCUCCUCGGCAACAACAAGAUCGAGCAGUCGGGACGCGAGAAGAGGGAGCAAGCCGGCCAAGAUGAUAACAACUACUAGACUGCUGGCACGGGAUGACAGAAAGGAAGGACACUCUCUCGCCCGCUGCGUCAAGCAGCACUGGUUUAUGGGCGUAUAACGGCAAUUCGACGACGUUCUCUUGUGUGCAACGUAUUCAAGAAUUUUCCAAGUG